This is a messenger RNA of Mya arenaria, 1704 nucleotides long. RefSeq lists its product as uncharacterized. Gene Ontology annotation, cellular component: membrane. The record is from RefSeq and is a predicted model, not a curated record. Lineage: Eukaryota; Metazoa; Mollusca; Bivalvia; Myida; Myidae. The transcript is spliced from 5 exons. The coding region runs from base 172 to 999 and encodes 275 amino acids.
GCGCAUUGACGAACAGAAUGCAUUGACAGGAAGAAAUAUGAAAAUCGAUUAAAUCAUGGAACCAAAAGAGAAACAUCUUCAGAACAUGCGGGGGAAAUAGAAGACACAUCUAUGUAGGGAAAAGUGUGACAGACGCUUCAUUAUCCGUCCGUACGAUACUACGAACCAUUUAUGACGUCACCACUCAUUCUUGUCGUCUGUGGUGCCGUUCUAGCCGGCGUCCUUGGCAGCCUGUUCAUCACUAUCAGCCUUUCGGUGGACUCGUGGGAGACGAUUACGUACGACCAGGAUUCCUUGUCAACCUAUCUUAACGCCAACGCUAGUUCCGAAUACUCGUGCACGUUGGCGACAUCUGACACUGAUUUUAGUGUUAUGGAGCAAACACAAAAGGUGAUAUCGUCGAACGGGACGCAGACAUCCCAGGUGUACAAGUUCUACCUGUUUAAUACGUACAGCGGCGUUUGGCGGAUGUGUGAUGCACUUUCAGAUGAGUCACGUCAACGUCUAAGGACGCUGACCCAAAAUGAUGUCAACAGGUGCUUCACGUUCGUCACGCAAUAUGACGAAGAGACGAGCGAACUGCCAGAUAUGAUGAAAAGUAUCGGAAGGAUGCAGAACUCGGCCGCUUCCUGUUUCAUCGUGAGCGUGAUUGACCUGGUGGCGGCGGCGGCGGUCGGCACAUUCGCUAUCAUCCAGAAGCAGGUGUCUGCCUGUAUGGUCACCGGCGUCCUCUACUGUAUGGCAGGAUUGUUUUCAAUAUUUGGACUGACUAUUUUCCACACAAAGAUGUACUAUGAGAUGUACCAGUGUUACAAUUUUGAGAUCGACCUGAAUGAUUUGAGUGAACUUCCGGAUCCGGCAUGCGCAGCCCGGAUCGUUUCCAUUGGCUGGGCAAUACCACUUUCCUGGGUGGGAGUGAUUAUGUCACUUACAGCUUUUGGACUGUGGAUAUUCGUGACUAGGGCAUUCAGACUGAUCAAGUCAAAGACACUUAUUUGAGAGAAAAUAAUUGACAGACGGCUAUUAAAGCUGCACUCUCACAGAUUAAAUGAUUUGCGAAAGUCCAUGGAAACCAGUUAUAUAAGACUGCUGACAAAAUAUUUGAUCGCAGGUUCAAAAAUUGAUGUUUUAUGAUUUUUUCUUAAACGGUUUAAGCCAUAAAACAUUAAUUUUCGAACGGAAAUAUGAAAAUCUACGAUCUGAUUUUUUGUCUGCAAUCUUAUAUCAUUGGUUUGCAGAUAUUUACGCAAACAUUUGCUCUUUCCAAGAUAAAAAAUAAAAAGAGUAAUAAAAAUGGUAAAUCUGUGAGAGUGCACCUUUAAACGGCGUCGCGUAAUAUAAAAAAAUAAUUGGUAAUGAUGUUUUCAUGAUUAUCCAGAUAGGAUAUAUCUGCAUGAUUUGUCGUUGAGCUGGUUUUAUUAUUUAUUCUAUAUAGCCGUUAAAAUCUUGGCAUUGUGGUCAGUAUCAUGACAUUUUUCUUGCUUUGUAGUUCGUCUUUAACUCAAGAAAUAAUUUAAAUUUUACAACGUCACAAAACUUGUGUCAUAUCAAAUUAAACGAACAAGAUAUUUAAUAUUUAUUUAUUUUGUGUUAUGUGUUUUCUUAUCUAGGGCUAUUAUGCCACUGGUAGGGUAACAUUGCCUUAACGUGUUAAAAUAACUCUGUGAUAACAAUGAUAUUUAAGUCUUUAUUUGUUUUAAUACA